Molecule: messenger RNA, 657 nt
Organism: Rotaria sp. Silwood1
Lineage: Eukaryota; Metazoa; Rotifera; Eurotatoria; Philodinida; Philodinidae
Source: the annotation of a GenBank genome assembly
AUGGUAAGUUGGUGGUGUAAUCAACUAUCUACCAUUCCAAUACCAAAAUUAAUUCGAAUUCUUAGUAAUAUUGCAACUUAUAUUCACGAAAAUUCUGCAUCAGGUUUGAUGCAUGAAGAGAAAAUGAAAGAAAUAUGUAUUCAAUCUAUCAAAGAUUCUCUAAGUAAUCAUUUUGAUAGUAAAGCAAAUAUGCAAGAAAUCGAAAAUCAAACAUCAGAAUUCGUACGAACUAUUUGUGAAGAUGUCGGAAUUUUAGCUUCUCGUGGUGGAUCACUCUAUGAUUUUCUUCAUUUAACAUUUCAAAAAAUUUACUUGUUUACAACUUAUCAACAUAGAAACUAUGGAACAAAGCAAAGAAAAGGUGAUGAAUCUUCGUUACAGAAUAUUACUCAAUCAUUACGAUAUCAUAUGAAUGAUCCACGUUUUUGUGUACCUAUUGCACUUGCUUUAGGUAAAAUAAGUUAUUCUUGGUCUCAACAUGAUUUUGAUCGUUUUUGUUAUGAAUUUAUAAAAGAACAAGAUAAAUUCAAUUCUCUUCAUCUAUUCGGCGCGUAUACUUUAAUAAAUUGUGUCAAUGAUCUUGUUAAUUAUCGUUCGGAUAAAAUUUUGUUUGAUACUUUAGAUCGUUUAAUCAUUUCAGUCGGUCAACAUCAAUGA